AUGCGUCGAUUAGGCCAGGUAUUGUCAGUAAAUGUAGCUGGCAAAGUGCUGAUGAAGUCCUUUCUAUCUGGCAUGCCUGAAUGCAAAUUUGGGAUUAAUGAUAAGAUUACGCUACAACAGUCGAGCUCCCGAAGUCAGUAUGAUGAUCCCACUAAACCAGCUCGCACAAUGGUCGCUAUAGAUGACAUUCAAUUCCAUCAAUGUGUUCGAUUAGGCAAAUUUGAAAGUGAUCGAGCAAUUUCCUUUAUUCCUCCGGAUGGGACGUGUGAAUUAAUAAAAUAUCGCACUACUCAAGACAUAAAACUUCCUUUUCGAAUCAUUCCUUUGGUAAAAGAGGUCGGCAAGUCGAAACUGGAAAUCAAAGUUGUUCUCAAGGCUGAGUACAAACAAAAUCUUGUCGGGCAAAAGAUCGAGGUUCGAAUUCCAACACCGCCGAAUACGUGUGGCGCAAAUCUGUUAUGUAUGAAAGGAAAGGCGAAAUACAAAGCCGGUGAGAAUGCCAUAGUUUGGAAGAUUAAGCGCUUAGCGGGCGGAAAAGAAGUCCAAAUAUCUGCUGAAGUCGAUAUUCUCACUAUUGGAGUGCAGGCUCUGAAGCGAUGGGACAGACCACCAGUUAGCGUUAAUUUUGAAGUACCUUUUGCUCCAAGCGGUUUCAAGGUUCGGUAUCUGAAAGUAUUCGAAUCGAAACUGAACUAUUCCGAUCAUGAUGUCAUCAAGUGGGUUCGUUAUAUGGGAAGAUCUGGUUUAUACGAAACGCGAUGCUGA
This is a messenger RNA of Strongylus vulgaris, 765 nucleotides long. The record is from the annotation of a GenBank genome assembly. NCBI's taxonomy places the organism in Eukaryota, Metazoa, Nematoda, Chromadorea, Rhabditida, Strongylidae.